AUGGUGACAUCUCUCUCUCUCUCCGCAGUGGAUCCCUGUUGUUAUUUCCCCUGCCAGCACCAAGGGGUGUGCGUGAGGGUCGGCCUGGGAGGAUACGAAUGCGACUGCACGCGGACGGGAUACUUCGGGGCCAACUGCACCUCCCCCGAGCUCUGGACGCGCCUCCACAACCUGCUGAAGCCCAGUCCUGCCUUCUACCACUUCAUCCUGACCCACUUCAGGUGGUUUUGGGACAUUAUCAACAGCACCUUCAUCAGGGACACGCUCAUGAGGCUCGUGCUUACAGUUCGCGCCAAUCUCAUCCCCAGCCCCCCCACCUUCAACUCUGACUACGGCUACAUCAGCUGGGAGGCUUACUCCAACGUCAGCUAUUACACCCGUGUCCUCCCGCCCGUGCCAGACAACUGCCCAACGCCAAUGGGGACCAAAGGGAAGCAGCAGCUCCCCGACCCCCAGCUCCUGGCAGAGAGGUUCCUGCUGCGGCAGAAGUUUGAAGCCGAUCCCCAAGGCACCAACCUGAUGUUUGCCUUCUUCGCCCAGCAUUUCACCCACCAGUUCUUCAAGACGUCUGGGAAGAUGGGACGCGGCUUCACCAAGGCGCUGGGGCAUGGGGUGGACCUUGGGCACUUAUAUGGGGACAACCUGCAGCGGCAGCACCAGCUGCGACUCUUCAGAGAUGGGAAGCUGAAAUUCCAGGUGGUGGAUGGAGAGGUGUACCCCCCCACGGUCACCGAUGCUCCAGUUCACAUGGUCUACCCGUCCAGCAUCCCCAAGGAGAAGCAGCUGGCGAUGGGCCAGGAGGUGUUUGGGCUUCUGCCGGGGCUCUGCAUGUACGCCACGCUCUGGCUGCGCGAGCACAACCGCGUCUGUGACAUACUGAAACGGGAGCAUCCCACCUGGAGCGACGAGCAGCUCUUCCAGACGGCUCGUCUCAUCCUCAUCGGGGAGACCAUUAAGAUCGUCAUUGAAGACUACGUCCAGCACCUCAGUGGGUACUUCCUCAGCCUCAAGUUUGACCCCGAGCUGCUGUUUGGGACGCAGUUCCAGUACCGGAAUCGCAUCGCGGUGGAGUUCAACCAGCUCUAUCACUGGCACGGGCUGAUGCCCGACUCCUUCAUCAUCCAAGGGGAAGAGUACAGCUACGAGCAGUUCCUCUACAACACCUCCAUGCUCCUGGACUACGGCGUGGAGGCGCUGGUGGAAUCCUUUUCCAAGCAGAUUGCAGGAAGGAUAGGUGGGGGACAAACCAUCAAUGCCAACGUCUUGAACGUGGCCGUUGGGGUCAUCAAGGAAUCCCGGCAGCUGAGGCUACAGCCGUUUAACGAGUAUCGGAAGAGGUUUGGCAUGAAGCCCUACAAGUCCUUCCAGGAGCUAACAGGAGAGGAAGAGAAGGCGGCAGAGCUGGAAGAGUUGUAUGGAGACAUUGAUGCUCUGGAGUUUUAUCCGGGCUUGCUGCUUGAGAAACCCCAACCCAAUGGUAUUUUUGGGGAAAGCAUGGUGGAGAUCGGAGCUCCGUUUUCCCUGAAGGGGCUUCUUGGAAACCCCAUCUGCUCCCCAGAGUACUGGAAACCCAGUACAUUCGGUGGAGAAACUGGCUUUGACAUAGUUAAGACAGCAUCGCUCGAGAAGCUCGUGUGCCUCAAUGUGAAGAAGUGCCCAUACGUGGCGUUUCAUGUGCCAGAUGCUGCGGAACAUGGUAGCCCUCGGAGCGGUGGAUCAUCUGCUGAGCUCUAGUACCGGGACAGCCUGCCCAGGGAGCGACGAGGACACGGGGACCUGCCCACCCCUGUGCCGAGCAGGAGCAGGACAGAAGAUGGUCCCAUCCUGGGCAUCCUCCACACCAGCCCUCGAGGAGAGGCUGGUACCAGCUCUGUGAAAAGCUCAAGUGCCUCAGGAGCGUGGCUGUCCUCAGCAGACCCAGUUCUCUUGCUAGUGAAUACCUUGCACUAAGCCAGCUUUGGGGUUCCCCGGGGGACGCCUACCUCCCUGGGACGCUCUGGACUCCCCUGUGCUUUGUCACCCUCCACCCCUGCUGCUUUCCAGCACCAGACCACCAGCAAUCCCACUUCCGCAGGGCUUCCCCGCUCCGGAUGGAGGAUCACAGAGCCCAGGGAGCCCUUGCAGUCCUUCCGCCUCUGCUGCACCCGGUUGAGGCACUGAGCUCCCCAAGGGAGGCAGAGGAGGCAGGUGGCAGCGCGCAGACGGACGGGGAGGACACGCUGUAGGUGGUCACGGUGGCCCAGCAGUGGCUGAGCUUGCCGUAGGAACCUGUCCUGAUCCGCUUCUCCUGCGGCCGCUCCGGACCGUCCUCCCGAGGCUGCCCAGCACACGGGCAUAGCUGAGACACAGCCAAGAAGAAGGAACCAAAGCAAUGUUUCUGCGGGAGAAGACCAGAGGAGAAGCAUCAGAUGAGACCUCCCAGACCUCCUGCGUCUCCCACCUGCUAGCUAGGACCCCGGCGCGUACUUGCCGGCCACCCACGCUGAGCUGCUCGGAGCAGAUGCUACCUCUGUGCAAACACAGCGAUGAAAUCUCUUCCAUCCUACGAUCGUUACCCUUCCCUGCGUUAAUAGCUCAGCAAAUGGCAUCCCCAAGGCACACAGAGCCCGCUUCUGUCCCGCUCCAGAAACGCACGCAGAUGUCAGCCCUCGCCGACAUAAUGACGUGGUAGCUGGCAGCCACUGUCACUAGCCUUGAUCCCCAUCAGAUCCCGGUUCACCUCCAGGAAAAUGGACAUUUAAAAUAAUAAAUGAUUUCAAAAAACUCCUCUCAUUUCCUCCAGCCAGUUUCCAAGCUUUGUCUC
Haliaeetus leucocephalus (bald eagle) is the source of this 2803-nucleotide messenger RNA. RefSeq names its product prostaglandin-endoperoxide synthase 1 (prostaglandin G/H synthase and cyclooxygenase) (gene PTGS1). Gene Ontology annotation, biological process: cyclooxygenase pathway; response to oxidative stress. Lineage: Eukaryota; Metazoa; Chordata; Aves; Accipitriformes; Accipitridae. Bases 1 to 1734 code for a protein of 577 amino acids. Gene Ontology annotation, molecular function: peroxidase activity; heme binding; prostaglandin-endoperoxide synthase activity. Gene Ontology annotation, cellular component: neuron projection; cytoplasm. The transcript is spliced from 10 exons. The record is from RefSeq and is a predicted model, not a curated record.